AUGGCCCACCAUCGCAGUCCGGCGUUAAGCGAGCGCGAUAUCCGUCUAGCACUGGACACAACAAGCCAAAUCCUCCUCGAGGCUGGCCAGACUCAUCCAAUACGCCUGCUCGUUGUAGGCGGCGCGGUCUCCGUGCUGAGGUGGCGCAACCGUCCCACGACCCAAGACGUGGACGUCUACCCGGAAGACGCCGCCAGCUGGGAGCGAGUGCACGCUGCAUCGCGCACAGCCGGUGUUCGGCUGAAUUGGGGUGCAUUUGACUGGUUGAACAAUCGCGCUGCGCGAUUCAUCGAUGCGGACGGCGCGAUGCGCCAAUGGGCUGGCCGCGGUUUCGUCCCGGAUGGCCGGCAGACGGUCGUGUACCAGUCGCGCGCCCUCAUACUUAUUGCGAUGCCCUGGAAUCUGCAACUGCAACAGAAGCUGCGUCGAUUGACUGGUGGCGCGCUCAUCGGAGGCCAGCGCGAGGCGGACAUGAUCGAUGCGGUGGAGCUCGUGCGCGAGGUCUGCACCGAACAUAGAAGGGGUAUUAGCGCGACGGAGGUGCUCAAUUGGCACGCAGUAAACCGCCUCGGUAUCAACUGGGACGUCAUGGCUACCGUGUCGGCACGAUACCGCGGCCGCUACCCGAAUGCAGCCGGCCUCAACAUGGUUUGA
This is a messenger RNA of Peniophora sp. CBMAI 1063, 654 nucleotides long. The record is from the annotation of a GenBank genome assembly. NCBI's taxonomy places the organism in Eukaryota, Fungi, Basidiomycota, Agaricomycetes, Russulales, Peniophoraceae.